Messenger RNA from Erpetoichthys calabaricus (reedfish), 1340 nucleotides. RefSeq names its product olfactory receptor 24-like. Bases 238 to 1185 code for a protein of 315 amino acids. The record is from RefSeq and is a predicted model, not a curated record. Gene Ontology annotation, biological process: G protein-coupled receptor signaling pathway. The transcript is spliced from 3 exons. Gene Ontology annotation, cellular component: membrane. NCBI's taxonomy places the organism in Eukaryota, Metazoa, Chordata, Cladistia, Polypteriformes, Polypteridae. Gene Ontology annotation, molecular function: olfactory receptor activity; G protein-coupled receptor activity.
UUGCACUGUAAAUGGUAUAAAGUAGGAACAAAUUUUAUAGAUUGAAUUGAAUAUCAGAUGCACCCCAUAACAUUGUAAUUGUUUAAACUCUAACAUGAAAUAUCACAACAGCAUGAAAACACAAAGGGAUUCUGCAUAUCACUGAAGACGUACUUGAAGUAUUACUGUGAGUGCAGACGGGAGCUACAAGGGUCCUCUGCCUUGUCUACAGGACACAAAUCUCAUGAAAUUCCCUUUAUGAGGAGGAGUGACAGUCCAGGAAUGAACCAAACGUCAGUGUCCGUCUCAGAGUUUGUCCUUGAUUGUACAGUUGAAUCCCAAAAGAAAAGCUAUGCAAUUGCUAUUCUCACGUUGGUCUACCUGGUGACGCUGUUUGGGAACUUCCUGGUAGUUCUGGUCAUAGCCUUGAAUCCUCAGUUGCAAAAGCCCAUGUAUGUUGGCAUUGCAGCUUUAGCGGUGAUCGACUUGGUUGGCAGCACAAAUUUUAUUCCCACCCUAAUCGCCGUUUUUUCAGGCUGGGCGGCUAUUCCAUAUGGAGUUUGCUUGAUUCAGCUGCUCAUAGCGUUAUAUUUAGGGGCAGCGCAAUCCUAUCUCUUGGUUUUCAUGGCAUGUGACCGCUAUGUUGCUGUUCUCCAUCCUCUACGCUAUUCUACACUUGCUACAACAACUACCAUCUGGGUUGCUGCUUUGUUAUUUAAUAUUCUUCCAACUGCUUUUGUUUUAACGUUUUUGAUUUUUAUAACAGAGCUUUCAUUUUGUUACACUAAUAUCAUACAUUAUUGUUUUUGUGACUAUAUAUUACUAGUUAGCAUAGCCUGCAAUGAAAAUCCUAAAUACUUUCUCAUUUUAUCAGUCUCUUCUUUUGUGUUUGGCAUUUGCCCAUUUAUAUUUAUUUUAAUAUCCUACGCAAGGAUUGCUUAUGCUGCUCUGAAGAUCUCAUCUGCUGAUGGAAAAAAGAAGACUCUGAACACGGUGACCACCCAUCUGCUGGUGGUGGGUCUGUCCAACAUUCCAAUUUUAAUCUCCAUUAUGUUAACUGGAAUUGGAGUGAGACUGACCUCCGAAGCGAACAACAUCAUGGUAAUUGUAGCAAUUACUGUGCCGCCAAUGUUCAACCCCAUAAUAUAUAGCUUCAGAAACAAGGAGAUAAGAAGCAGCAUCCAGAAACUUUUUAAAAGGGCAUAAAAUAUGCCACACAUACAGAAGACUUCAGAUUUAUGAUCAGUGAGAUCCACAUGCUGUGUACUACUGCUGUAUUUAUCAUUAAUGUCAAUAAAAUACAUGGAACAAAGAGACUGAAAACAGGUGUUAUUACAUAUGAGAUGUUACCAAUCAGUUUU